This is a messenger RNA of Dovyalis caffra, 2256 nucleotides long. NCBI's taxonomy places the organism in Eukaryota, Viridiplantae, Streptophyta, Magnoliopsida, Malpighiales, Salicaceae. The record is from the annotation of a GenBank genome assembly.
AUGGCUUCAACGAGUUCAACACCAAGCGACCCUUCUAUUUCUCUACAUGAAGAUACAGCAAUCAGAGCUGUGAACAAGAGAUAUGAAGGGUUGGUUACUGUUAAAACAAAGGCAAUAAAGGGUAAAGGGGCAUGGUAUUGGGCUCAUUUAGAGCCAAUUUUGAUUAAACACCCAGAUACAAAUCUCCCCAAAGCAGUUAAACUUAGGUGUUGUUUAUGUGAAGCUGUUUUUUCUGCUUCAAACCCAUCAAGAACCGCCACCGAACAUCUCAAAAAGGGAACUUGUCCUAAUUUUGUAUCAGUUUCAAGACCCAAUUCAGCCAUUUCUCCGUUGCCUAUAUCUUCUUUGCCUUCACCACCUUCAAAUAACCAUAGAAAGAGAAGCUCUCAAAUGGGUACUGCUUUAAAGUCUCUAGCUUUAGUUGAGUCCAAUAAAUACUGUGACCAAGUUGGUUAUUUUAAUUCUGGGUUUACUCCAAAAGGUCAGGAUUUGGUGUUAUCUGGUGGAAAAGAGGAUUUGGGUGCAUUAGCAAUGUUGGAAGAUAGUGUUAAGAGACUUAAAAGUCCAAAAGCUUCACCUGGUCCUUUGUUAAACAAGGAGCAGAUUGAUUCUGCUCUUGACUUAUUGAGUGAUUGGUUUUAUGAGGUAUGUGGGUCAGUAUCAUAUUCAAGUCUUGAGCAUCCAAAGUUUAGAGCUUUCCUUACUCAAGUUGGCCUACCUUGUUUGUCAAGGAGGGACUUGUCUGGUGCUAGGCUUGACAAUAGGUUUCAUGAGGCAAAAUCUGAGGUGGAAGCUAGAAUUAGAGAUGCUAUGUUCUUUCAGGUUGCAUGUAAUGGAUGGAAGAGCAAUAAUUGUUGUAGCGGGGAAGAUAAUUUGGUUAAGUUUAGUCUUAAUCUUCCAAAUGGAACUAGUUUGUAUCACAAGGCAGUGAUAACUGGAGGAGGAUCGGUGUCGUCGAAGUAUGCAGAGGAGAUUAUGUGGGAGGCAGUGACGGGGAUAUGUGGUAGUGGUUUGCAGAGAUGCGUGGGGAUAGUUUCUGAUAAGUACAAGGCCGAGGCAUUGAGGAACUUGGAGAUUCAGUAUCAGUGGAUGGUGAAUCUCUCUUGUCAGGUUCAGGGGUUUAUUAGUCUGAUCAAGGAUUUUAGCAAGGAGCUUCAACUUUUCAGGACUGUUAUUGAAAAUUGCUUGAAGCUUGCUAAUUUUGUAAAUAAUACAUCUCAAGUUAGGAGUAGCUUCCAGAAGUACAGGAUGCAGGAGCUUGAUUUCGCUGGGUUGCUUCGAGUUCCUUGUUGCAAAUGUGAUUGUGUGAAGGACUCUGUGCUUGUUUAUGCAAUGUUGGAGGAAAUAUUGAGCUGUGCCCGUGUGCUCCAAAUGGUUAUCUUAGACGAGUCAUAUAAGCUGAUAUGUGUGGAGGAUCCUGUCGCUAGGGAGAUCUCGGGGAUGAUUCAGAGUGAGGGUUUUUGGAAUGAGUUGGAUGCUGUUUAUUCAUUAAUGAAGCUCAUUAGAGGGAUGGCUCAAGAGAUUGAGGCUGAGCGGCCACUGAUAGGGCGAUGCCUUCCUCUCUGGCAAGAGUUGAAAGCAAAAGUGAAGGAAUGGUGUGCAAGAUUCAAUAUUGCUGAAGGCCAAGUUGAGAAAAUAGUUGAAAAGAGAUUCAAAAAGAAUUAUCAUCCAGCUUGGUCUGCUGCAUUUAUACUCGACCCUCGUUAUUUGAUGAGGGACACGAGUGGAAAAUACCUUCCACCUUUCAAGUGCCUGACACAUGAGCAGGAAAAGGAUGUGGAUAAGCUUAUAACCCGUUUAGCUUCCAGAGAAGAAGCUCAUGUUGCCUUAAUGGAGCUUAUGAAAUGGAGAUCAGAAGGGUUAGACCCACUGUAUGCAAAGGCUGUUCAGGUUCAGCAGCAAGACCCUUUGACUGGAAAGAUGAAAAUCGCAAAUCCUCAAGGCAGCAGACUAGUGUGGGAAACUUGCCUCAGUGAGUAUAAAACAUUAGGUAAGGUUGCAGUUAGGCUCAUCUUCCUCCAUGCGACCUCAAGCGGGUUUAAGUGCAAUUGGUCUUGCAUGAAAUGGUAUUUUAUCCAUAGAAACUCAAGGGUGGGCCUUGAACGGGCUCAGAAGAUGAUAUUCAUUGCAGCCCAUGCGAAGCUUGAAAGACGUGACUUCUCAAGUGAAGAAGAAAAGGAUGGAGAGCUGUUCCGCAUGGCAGGCUGUGAAGAUGACAUGCUCAAUGAGGUCUUUGUCGAAGCACCAUCACUGUAA